This is a messenger RNA of Plasmodium reichenowi, 492 nucleotides long. RefSeq lists its product as hypothetical. The transcript is spliced from 5 exons. The record is from RefSeq and is a predicted model, not a curated record. The coding region runs from base 1 to 492 and encodes 163 amino acids. NCBI's taxonomy places the organism in Eukaryota, Apicomplexa, Aconoidasida, Haemosporida, Plasmodiidae.
AUGAGAAAAAUAUGGACUCCCAUAAGAAGAACGGAAGAACAAAAAAUAAUAAAGAAUAAUUAUGAUGAGGAAAAGAAAGAAGAGUUUGAAAAAUCUUUGCCAAAGGAUUUUAUAGAGAAUAAUAGGAAUAAGAGGAUUCCAUAUUUCGAAAUAAAAGAAUCAACACUAAUAGAGCAAAAGGAGAAAAAAGAAGCGCAAAAAAUAUUGGCCUUAGAAUUGAGAAACAAGUGCAGAGCCGAAAUUGAUGAAUUUGUAGAAUGUUCAGUAGGAAGGUUGUGGACAAUUUUAAAGUGCAAAGAUUUAAUGAUCUCAAUGAGGAAAUGCUUAAAAAAAUAUGAAAAUCUCGAAUAUGUCAAAUUUAGAGAGAAACAAAUAAUCGAGGAAAGGAAAAAAAAUGGAACAAGUUUAUAUAGAUCAGAUGAAAGAGCACGAUACAACCGUUUCGUAUAUACAGAUAAUGAAAAAGGAUGGAUUCCAGAAAAAAAAUAUUGA